AUGACUAGUAAAUUUCUUAAAACUUUUGCUGGUAAUGAUAAAUUUUACUUUCAUGCCACACCACAAGAACUUUUGAAGAUAGAUGAGAAUUUUUCAGUGAUUGGAAUUUGCCACAAGCGAAGCCAAGUUUGGGGCAAGGGAAAAAACUAUGACUACGCUAAAGAUUUGGAAAAUGAAUUAGUGAAUAGAUUGAAAAAAAAUGAAUUUAAGGAAUCAUUAAAAAAUAACAAUUUGGACAAUAAAUUUGUUAAACACUUGCUUCGAAGGGUGUUUGAAGAGGUAGAAAAAAAUGCAGUGUUUGAAGAAAUUAAUCAGCACAAAGAAAUCAUAACGGGGUUAACCGCUACCAUUCUAAUACUUACUUCCAACACAAUAUAUGUGGCUGGAAAAGGCGAAUAUAAAAUCGCGUUUUACAUUCUUGGAAGAGAUGGAGAAACCAAAAAAAACUUUACUGAUUGUGGUCAAAACAUGCAUUUUAAGAGUUUUUCAAGCGAGGAAAUUAUUCUUAUUUUAUCAUCCAACAUGUCUCUAGACUUUGUGGCAAAGGAGACAAAUGGCGUAGUGUACACUUACAAAUGCUUAGAAGAGAACUUGAAAGAAUUUGCAAAAUUCUAUUUGACAUCAUCAGAAACAUACGGGUGGCAAUUCAGUGAAUACCGUUUUCCUUUCGAUGAUAUUAUCGCAUUUGUAGCAAUAACAAUAAUUCGUUUAGAGGGUAUAGAACUUAAAGAUUGGUCUAAAAUUGCAGCUGAAAAUAAAACUAAAAAAAUAAAAGAAGUGGAAGAAAGUUGGCGAUUCUUAGGAAAAAAGAAAUUAGAUCUUAGUUCAAGAAAAAAUUCAAGCAACCCAAGGAAUGCAAGAAUGCCAUCAUAA
Molecule: messenger RNA, 873 nt
Organism: Ambispora gerdemannii
Lineage: Eukaryota; Fungi; Glomeromycota; Glomeromycetes; Archaeosporales; Ambisporaceae
Source: the annotation of a GenBank genome assembly